CUGCGGCCGCCAGUACUCUACGGCGCAUCACACUCGCUGAACGCCUGGCGUCGUCGCGCGCCUCAUUCUUCAAUAUAUACGUAUAUCCGAAUACACACGUACACUCGCAUAUACGUAUAUAGUCGUCUCGAGUCGAGUACAGUAUACACAUAGCGUAUAUCGCAGAAAAGACCGGGAAGUUAAUAUACACAGGUCGGUGUGACCCUCGCGUACGUAACAGUAUACGUUAUAGUGAAGAAGAGGAGAGAGAGAGAGAGAGAGAGUAAUCCGUUGCAGUGUUAUUGGCCCUGAUUGAUUUCUCCGUCGGCCUGCAACUCGUUCGUUUUUUUUUUCCUCCGAGAGUGCGAUUGUACAGUCAGUGCGUGCGCGACAGAGCAACGACAGCAAUUCGUUCGUACAGCAACAGUAGGAAAGCAACAGCAGCAGCAGCAGCCAUGGCAGAGAGCAAGGGAGCACUCAUCGCCAAGACCGUGCAGAAGCACGCGGGCAGAGCCAAGGAGAAGUUUCUACAGAACCUGGGCAAGGUGGACCGGACGGCCGACGACAUAUUCGACGAGCACCUGCAGAACUUCACGCGACAGCAGAACGCCGCCAACAGACUGCAAAAGGAGUUCAACAACUACAUCAGGUGUGUCCGAGCCGUGCAGCUGGCCUCCAAGUCGCUGAUGGACUCGCUGAACGAGAUCUACGAAAGCCAGUGGUCGGGCCACGACAUGCUCUACGUCCAGGCACAGAACCUCGAUAUGCUCUGGCAGGAUUUCGCACACAAGCUCGCCGACCAGGUCCUCGUCCCGUUGAACACGUAUCAGAGCCAGUUUCCGGAAAUGCGGAAAAAGAUCGACAAGCGCGGCCGUAAGCUCGUGGACUUCGACAGCCAGAGGCACAACUUCCAGUCGCUGCAGUGCAACCCGAAGAAGAGGGACGAGCUGAAGGUGUCGAGGGGCAAGGAGCUCUUGGAGGAGGCCAAGCGCACCUACGAGCAACUCAACUCGGAGCUGCACGACGAGCUGCCGGCCCUCUACGACUCGCGCGUGCUAUUUCUCGUCACCAAUCUGCAGACGCUAUUCGCGGCCGAGCAAGUGUUCCAUACCGAAAGUGCCAAGGUUUUCUCGGAACUCGAGGCGAUAGUCGACAAACUGGCCAACGACAGCCAGCGAGGCUCGUACACGCUCAAGAAGAACUCGUCGCCUCAGUCGCCGAAAUCGCCAAACGCCAACUCCUCGCUCAUCAUCAACACGCAACCACCUCAGAACAACGUCUCGGCAGCCCUGGACGACUCGACGGCCGCGUCACACGAGGACGUCGCCUCGACGAUCGCGCCGGCUGCACAGCUCAACGGCAAUGCUAACAACACCAGUGCUAACAACAGCAAUGAUAACUCGAGCUCGCUCAAUAACCAGGAGGCCUCGUCGCCGAAGAGCGCCAAGGCACCCGCUAGCAAGCGCGGCGUCGAGGAGCUCUACGACAUUCCCGUCGACGUGGAAUAUGAAAAUGGUAUCCAUUUAUCUGCAGGGGCGACAACUGACAAUCUGCCACCGGGCGUCUUGUACAGGGUUAAGGCCACCUACAAGUACAAUCGCGAAGACGUGGACGAGCUGUCGUUCGAAGUCGGCGAAAUCAUUCGCGUUGUCGAGUACGACGAUCCGGAAGAACAGGAGGAGGGCUGGUUGAUGGGAAUAAAGGAGGGAACGAAUGAGAAGGGCAUGUUCCCGGCAAACUUUACGAAGCCACUGUGAGCAGCCGCGUGCGCCAACCCCGAAUCGCCACGUUACACACUCCAUUGCUCGCGGAGAAAGGAAAAAGGUGCCGAGCACGCUGCGUCGGGUAGCUCCUAGACGCGCGAGCUGGACGCAAAACAGAGACAGAAAGAGAGCGAGCAGAGCCCGAAAGGAAAAGAGAACGACGGCGCAGUCACUCUCGUUCUUUUUUCACUUUUUUUCCCGCGCGGCCUUUUCCGCGAUCUCCGCGUGUACCGAAACACCGAGAGGGGCGAGCCAACGAUUACAGCUACACGCAUGCACGUGCGACAACGAUAUGGUAUGACGACUACGAAGAACGUAGAGAACGAGCUGGAGAUGCGAUACACGCACGCUGCUGAAGGGUGCUGCGGAAAGGGAAAGCGAUCGGUUUCGAAGUGCCUUAAGCCAGCCACUGUCUGUGCCAAUACCGACGACAUUUGCUGCUGCUGUUGUCUUUCUCGCAGGAUGCGCCGCAACGACGUCGUCACUAAAAUCCUUUUUCUUAUUCUAACUUUCUCACUUUAAUUUCUCUCAGUCUCCGACUGCUCCCUUCCUUUAACCUUCUUUCUCGCGCAUGGCCGUGCUCGCACCGAGAAAAGAGUCGAGCUUGCGACGAAGUUGAUUUUGUAAAGAUUCUGAUGAGAGUUUGUUGUUGAUUGCGACGAUGUUUAUUGGCACGGUUCGAUUUUCUCUCGGUGUAGCUGCGGAAUUUUUUAUCGUUACGUCAUACAGUGGAUUAUCGGAAGCUUUCGUCGAAUCUGAAGGUGUAAUAUAUUUAUACGAUGAAAUUGUGAAUUUUUUUACGACUAUCGAAACCUGUACAAUAUCGACGAGAUUGUGGACGCGAUUGCUAUUUGUGCUGCAAUCCUAAGUCACUUGUAAAUUUAUCUUCGACAACGAUCGAGUAAUCUAGUAAAUUUAUUGCAAAUUCGCGUCGGACGAGAUUUUCCGAUACUUCGUUAAGAGUUCUGCUAUGUAACAGUGUGUACAUCGAGCGAGCUAUUCUCGCGCGUCGCCAAUCAAACGAUGUAUUUCAUGAGAAUUUCAAAAGAAUAAUGCGCGCGAGCCAACAACACUAAACUGCUACGUAAUUAAGCUACGGGCGAUAUAACUACUAUAUGAAAGUCUAUAAUAAUAAAUUAAUAUUAUUUUAUGAAUUUGUACAUAGAGACUAUACUUGUAAAUCGUAAGACUAUUUUAUUGAAGCGAAUCGUCCAUCAGCGUUUUCGAAAAGCAAUUUCGUUAUUUCGUCUCCUUAUCUCAUUAUGUUUUGUUAAUGGACGAGUCGCUGCGUGAAUUUUUUAGAGAUGUAUUUUAAAAGCAAGAAAUAUACUUUGACGCCGUCUCGCAUGAAGCGGUUCACCAAAUCAGUAAGGUCCUAGUAUUCAUCAAACAAUUACUCAUUGAAAUGACGCGUCUUCUCAUCAUUAGAAGGUUAAAAUGUGCGGCGUGGACGGAUGAAAUAUAAUAUAUUAUAAAAAUGAAAUUACGAAUUUAUAGAAUUUACGCAAAUCUAUUGUUGCGGAUCACGUCAUCCAUGAAAUUUUAUACGAUGUAUUCCGCGGAGUAUAAAUCCGAUUAAUCAUCGUGAAAUGAAUAAGUUUGAUUAAUCUUUGUUUCUUUUCUACAAAUCGCGUAGAAAGUAUAUAUACUUAUAUGGCAGCUGCUAAUCGUCGGACGCUACGGUGCGACUAUUGCAUCGCAGCGAACGAAUUGACUAAAACCAUUUUGUCCUUACAAAUUUAUACAUUAUAACAAUAAUAUUAAUAUUAAUAAUAAUAAUGAUAAUAAUAAUACUUUAUGAAAAACUCUUGAGUAUUGUAUCAAACCCUUUGUAGUAAAUAUUACGACAAUAUAAACUUGAAAGAGAGCAAACAAUAAAGCGAGUCAAUGAACGUCAUGAACGAGUUCGCACGUAUGUUUUUAUUCCGUUAUAUGAUUUAAGAAACGACAGUUUAUAGUCAAGAUGGAUUGUUCUUUUAUACAAAUUGUCAAAUGUUUAAGUUGAAGGAUCGACCCAUCGUUACGCCAAUUAAAGAGCUCAUGAAAAUCGAAAGAGGCUAAGUUCAUGAAAUAUCUUCGAUGUUGGUUACAUUGUUCAGCGUUCUCCUCGAAAGUGCAGCGGUCUACGAAGACUGUAGCGCAGGGCUCGAAAGACGAACGUUUUUUUACUUUACUAUGAGAUUUUAUAAGAUUUUAUAUGUACACGCGUUUUGUAAUGGAGAAGGUAUUUUGAAAAAAGAAGCGAAAUCAGCAUUCCGUCGACCGCUGACUCUAUCGAGGAGACGCUGCUCACGUAGUCCCCGAUCGUAAGCUUUUUACCUGCACUUAUUAAUAUGUACUCGUUUGAGAAAAAACGAAACGAAAAUGAGAGAUUAUUAGCGACGAAGCGAAACAGACGGAGACGUCGGUGUAACUGUGGAAUCGAUCGUUGUUAUAUCGUUUGUCAUAUUUAUGUCGUGUUGUCUAAUUUUACUGUAGCCAUAACUGCAAAUAUGUAACCUUAAAAGUAUAAUUAUAAUGAAUGAAACAUUAAGUAAUAAUUAAAGUACAAUAAACUAGCAUGUGUCUGCUAUGCGA
Molecule: messenger RNA, 4319 nt
Organism: Nasonia vitripennis (jewel wasp)
Lineage: Eukaryota; Metazoa; Arthropoda; Insecta; Hymenoptera; Pteromalidae
Gene: Amph
Product: myc box-dependent-interacting protein 1
Exons: 9
Coding region: 435-1736 (433 amino acids)
Cellular component (GO): plasma membrane; cytoplasm
Molecular function (GO): protein binding; phospholipid binding
Source: RefSeq, a predicted model, not a curated record